AGAUUAGUUUUACGCAUUGCCAAGAGCACAACACGCAGGUCAGAAAUUUACGUCACAUUGGAUGAGGUUUUCUUGUCGUCUAUUCUAGUGAAAGACAUUUGACGGAAUAAUGGUUUUCUAAGUUCAGAUGAUCAUAUUUAUGGUGUAGUGCACUUUUCACUUGAUAUUAGGUGGAUAUCAACCAAUAAUGGUUGGAAAAUACUUGUUACUAGCAGCUUAUAUCGGAUUUGUUGCAUCAACGAACGGGACUACAGGAACAUUUCCAAAUGGAGUCCCACGUUUAGAUCUCUACAAUUUGGAGAGUGGAUACCAUGGUCUGGUGAAAGAAAAUGAGACUCUAGUUGAAGUGACUCCUACAAUAAGAGGAGUGGGCGCUGAUAUUUGCAGUUUCAGAAUCGUCAACAAGCACCAUGGAGAGGCACCGUUUGAGAUUAUUCUAAAGAAUGGCGGCGAAGCUGAGUUGAGGGCUAGACGUAAUCUCAACUGUGAGAAGAGGAAGAACUAUAAAUUUGAUAUUGCUGCCGUUUCUUGUUCGGGAGAGCAAUCUGGAAAUGCGACAGUGCACAUCUCAGUGGUUGACAUCAACGAGUACGCGCCGGCCUUCCUGGAGCCGUCCUACGUGCGCCAGGUGGACGAGGGCCGCCUCUACCAGGAGAUCCUGCGCGUCGAGGCAUCCGACCGCGACUGCACGCCCAAGUUCGGAGACAUCUGCAAGUACGAGAUCCUCACCAGCGACCAGCCAUUCACCAUUGACAAUGAAGGUGCCAUUCGUAACACUGAGCCACUUGACUAUGAGCGCAGUCACAACCACAUCCUCUCUGUUGUUGCCUACGACUGCGGCAUGAAGCAAUCGGUUCCAGUGAUGGUUACUAUCAAGGUUAACCGUAUCUGCAAACUAGGAUGGAAAGGUAUUCCAGAGAGAGUAGACUACGCCCCCGGCAGUGGACGCGAAGACCUCUUUCCCACGGCACAACUGAAACUGUGUGAUGUUCCGUGCACGGUGAGGAAUGUGCAGACCAAGCUCACUCUGGCUACAUCUCACAUCGGCAAGGGUUGCGAUCGCGAUACCUACUCUGUUCAAAGCCAAAGGAAACUUUGCGGUGCCAGCUCGGAGAGCGUAGACCUGCUGCCGACACCCGGCUCGGGCGCCGAGUGGACGAAGGCUCUGGCCUCUGACGAGGGCCACGACUCGGACCAGAUGUUUGAGUUUGAUGGAGUGAGCUCGGCCGUCGCCAUCCCCACAGAGGUGCUCGACCACGGCCUCGCCCGCACCUUCACCAUCGCCACCUGGCUCAAGCACCGCCACUUGCCCGACCAGGACAAGCAUGUCAAGGAGCACAUCUUGUGCUCGGCCGACGAUCACAAAAUGAACAGGCACCACUAUGCAUGGUUUGUGAGAAAUUGCCGAUUGAUUUUGCUGUUGCGUCGUGACUUCUCUGAAGGCGAUUUGAACAUUUUCCGUCCUGCUGAAUGGAGAUGGAAGCUGCCUCAGGUUUGUGAUAACGAGUGGCAUCACUAUGCUGUGACAGUGAGAUUCCCUGACGUUCAGUUAUAUGUUGACGGCACUGUCUUUAAGCCAGAGAAGAAGAACCCCGAAGUUAUUGAUGACUGGCCGCUGCAUCCAACCAAGGACAUCAAUACCACCUUGACUGUUGGAGCCUGCUGGCAAGGUUCUGAAAACAAGAUGAAGCACCAUCUUCGUGGUUAUUUGGCUGGUCUGUCUGUUCUGCUGAACCAGGUGGAGAAGCCAUCAGUGCUGGCAUGUUUGCACAAGUGCAAGGAGAGUCUUGAAGUACCUGCUAUGGAGCUUUUGGAACCGGGAAUGGAACUUCUGACAAACAGUGAUUUGACUGAGCUAUCAAUUGAAGGAGACAACAAGACCAAUCUUGAGGUUUUGGUGAAGAAAAUUGGAUACUCCAACUCGAGAGAAUUCCCCACUCCAGGUCGACGCAACCUGCACCUUUCAACUACAAUCACCUGCGAUCACGGCAGAGGAGUGAAAGUUCCUCCGGUGGAAAGCUACGUGAUGGUGCUCCAGCCUCAGCAGCCAAGCAUCACUAUCAACGGAACUAACAAUGUUGCACGAGAGUACCAGGAUUUCCGUCAGGGAGUCAGAGUUUUCACCGACCUCCAUAUCACUGUCCAACCAUCAGGCAAACCAUGGAAGCAUGGAGAAGGUUUGAGUGUGAUUCAAAAGAAACUGGAUUCGUGUGUUGUGUCCGUCUACCCAUCUUUGAAUCCAGAUCAUGAAACCAUUACUCUGCCUGAAAAUAUGCUUACUCAGUUUGGCAUCAUUGCCAAAGUCAGCAAGGAUGGAGCUACAGUUUCUGGCUCAGAUCUCAUUUACAACUAUGAAGAGGUAUUGCGACAGAUCCAGUAUACAAACCGUAAGCCAGCCUACUAUCUCAACAGGGUAUUCAAGCUUAUUUGCUCAGAAAUGAAUGGCAGAUUCUUGAGCAAUGAAUAUAUUCAGACUCUGACAGUGAUCCACCCGCAGUCGGCUGCGGCUGUGGCGGCGGCGGCUGCGGCGGCGACGACAAAGGUGGCGCCAGUGGCGGCGCAGGAGGCGGUGGUUGCGGCAAGCGAGAAGCCGGCCGGUGACAAGGUGGCACACGCCCUGCUGUCGCAGCACCACGUCGAGAUGCGACCGCAGACAAUCGUCGACCACUACCUCGAGGCAACCAUAUCCGACCGCACUCAGGCCGUUGUCGCUGGAGGCAGUCAUGCCGUGACAAUCAUAAUUGUUGUUUGCGUUGGAUUCCUUCUGUUCAUGAUUAUUUUGGGAGUUGUGCGCAUUAGAGCGGCGCACCACCGAGCCACUCAGGAGGAGAUCCAAGAUACAGAAAUGGCCUGGGAUGACUCUGCUCUCACCAUCACUGUCAAUCCAAUGGAGCUGAACGGGUCUGGCGGCGCAAACAAGGGCAACGGGCGGACAUCGGGCGCCGGCCACAACGAGGACGAUGACUCAUCCGACGACAACUCGAGUUACCAUGACGACGAUCUUGACUCGAGUGACGAGGAAGACGAGGCCCCGACCAAUGGCGGAGGCGGCAAGGUCAAGGACCUCGAGUGGGACAACUCAACCCUCGCCAUCUAAGUCCCCUCCCCUCCACAUCUCACCACCUUUCCCCCCUCACCCCUCCCACUCCUCUAUCUCUACACACACACACACUAUCUCUCUCUCUCACACACACACACUUAGCUUUCAAUAUCCGAUGUCAAGUUGAGUUUCCCCCGUUUUGUUGUCGUAGAAAUAAGGAGUAUAUAGUAUACCAUACGUCUAAUAUGACCGGCUGACUUGCUGUUGGUGCUGGAUCUCAUUUGCAUAUCAGCGCAGCGAACCAUUGUUAGGCAAAGACUGUUGUUAGGCGGCUGCAGAGAUGAUCGAUUUCACUUUUUGUUUGAAACUUGCGCUAAUCAAACUAAACGAUCAAACACAGGUUGUACGAUUCCUUUUUACAGCAUAUAUUAUUAGUACUGCGAUCAAAUAGGAGCUAGAUUUUAUAUUGGAAGUUAAUUCUUCCAAACUUGAUUUUAUUUCGAAUAGUAUUAUUUUUAUAUUAGCUUUAUAACGCAUUGUACUUUGAAACACAACUGUGGUAUGUUUUUAAAAAGUAAACAAGUUGUAAAAAUUGAACGUAGUUUCUCAUCUUAACUGCCUACUACAGACACGGUAUUACUGAAAUGCAAGACUAACCAGCUUUUGUCAGCUAUCUAAGUUUAAUUUUCUUGUUGAUUUAUCUUGCCAAGUAAGUCAGACGUGAUAUUUCGUUUUACAUAAGAUGAACAAUUAUUAUGUAUUAGAAAAAGUAUUUUAACUUUAGAUUUUUAUAGUGCCAUUUGAAAUUUGAUUUAGCUUUAAAUGGUUUGAGGGUAAAGUAUUGUAAUCAUAACGGCUAGCAGGAGUGAGCAAGAAAUUUUUGAACUUAACGUCCUUUUUUAGUAACUAGCAGUGACUUAACGUAUAUAGUAGGAUAUAAAUAGGUAGCUAAACACAAACUAAUGAAAGCACAUUUCAGUUCAAUAUUUAAUUCAGCAACUAAUAUUUUUGCAAGACCUGAAGCAUUUUGAAAUUAGUUCAAAUUUUUUAUUGUUUACUGUUAUGAUGGUUUUAUUAAUCAGUGAAAGCUAUUGUGCAUUUAUCUUGAAACACCGUUGUUAAUUUAUAAACUCGACUAUAUAAAGCUGUACUAUUGUAAAAAUUUGUGUAAAAUAUUUUUUUACUUGUAUAUUAGGGCUAGGAAAGGUAGUCUGGGAGCGCUCUGAAGAGGAUUCUUUCGGUACAAAUCUAAAUGGGAAGCUGGGUUUGUGAAAACAACACUGCAACAGAUCAGACUAAUUUUCGCUGAAAAUCUAGAAACCCUGAUAUGAUGUAAAGAGGCUGAAUUAGACCGUUUUAAAAGUUCUCCUUGAAUGUGAAAGGUGGUGUCACCAGUUGUAAAGGUUAUUUUAUGAAACGGCGUUUUUCCUUUGGCAGACAAUAGUCUUCAAAGAACUGAACCAAACUAAAUCGGCAUUGCAUCAUUUUUUCCAAUCAAAACACUGCAAACAUACUAAUACAGAUGGAAACACCUGCUGAGUUAGAUUAGAUCGGAUUUAGAAAAUUGAAUUUCUAAAUUUAUUAUUUUUAUCACAUCAGUAUUUAUAUGUAAGAUUGUGUAUUUUUAUGCAUAUCACCACCUAGCUUCAUGUAGUCCUUCCCUCGAUGCUAUAAUAACAAUAUUUAAAUGAUAGUCUAGUGAAAAUGGUGUCGCUGUCCAUUAAAUGUGUAUCUGUAUAACUCGGCUGCAUUAGCUAAUAAUAAUAUUAUUGUAAUCAUCAUUGACUUUUAAUUUUAACAUUCCAUUUUAAUAUUGAGUUUUAGAAUAAAAUUAUUGUAUAGACCAUUGUUAACUUGUUUUGUUGAUUGAACUGUUUAUAACUUUUGUAUAAUAAUCCACCUUGCAAAAAUGAAUUAAUACAAUAACAAUGUAGCUAUAAAUAUUAUGAAUGAAGAAAACGAGUAAGUAGUAUAAAUUACCGUUAAUGAUUGUCCAACCUACAGAAUUAUUGUGUAAUAAUAUCACUUUACACAUCGUUUUAUAUAAAUACCUUUCCAGAUAAACGUGUAAGUAAUUUAAAUAUUUGCAUAAGAUUGAAUGGUAUAUGUUCUGUGCCCUGGUGUUUUCCUGAAAUGAGUAGGGUGAUUGAACAGUUUUUAGGAUUGAAUUUAAUUUAGGCCAAACUGCUGAAGUCUACUACAUUCACGAAACGAUGAUAUUAUUGUAGAUAUUUAGAUGAGAAGAGUGUUCUAAUCAUCCUACGGCAUUGUACUUGUCACUUGUCAGUGAGUUGUCUCGCCUGAAGCACCUGGGUCGAGGUCGAGGUCGAGAAUCAACUAGAUCUGUUCUCGUGCUCGGUGCUGUUGUGUUUAUUGUUUCUUGUCCAGCAUGACACGGAGAGAUGCAAGCUUUUUGUCUAAAAACUAACAUAAAAAAUAGGUGUAGGUUAUGUAUUGUGUACCAAUCCACUCCUUUAACUGUGAAUCCUUGUGUAUUAGUCGUGAUCUCCAACACUCUGAAUGUAUUCUGUGAAAUUAUUGGAUUCCUAUUACUGUACUAUGUCAACUGUGAAACUAUGCCUGCUUGAAAACAGAAGGGCUUCAAUUAUAAAUGUUAUCAUUUGUAAGGAAUUAUUUAAUAAAACUAUCCGCACAUUGAAUACACAACAUUUGUAUUACUCGCAUUAUCAAUUAUGUACGUUAAAUAGUUUGAUGUAUUCUCACAGAAUGUUGUUCAAUAAAGCCUACACCUUAUUAAA
Nilaparvata lugens (brown planthopper) is the source of this 5799-nucleotide messenger RNA. RefSeq names its product calsyntenin-1 (gene Cals). Lineage: Eukaryota; Metazoa; Arthropoda; Insecta; Hemiptera; Delphacidae. Bases 188 to 3097 code for a protein of 969 amino acids. The record is from RefSeq and is a predicted model, not a curated record. Gene Ontology annotation, molecular function: amyloid-beta binding; X11-like protein binding; calcium ion binding. Gene Ontology annotation, biological process: positive regulation of synapse assembly; positive regulation of synaptic transmission; homophilic cell-cell adhesion. The transcript is spliced from 17 exons. Gene Ontology annotation, cellular component: postsynaptic membrane; cell surface.